CCAUGUACAUAGGCAAGACGCCGUUGAACUGGUACUGUCCGAUUUGAGAAUGUUGAGGCGUGCGAUUGCACAAAUAUAAUUAUCUAGAGUAUGUAGCAAUUGAAUGUUGCACGAGGGGGAGGAGCUUGUCGGUAGAGAGUACUGAAUGAGCACUCCAACAUUGAAAUAUCGUGUGGACAACAAUAAAGAUUCUGUGAAGCAAUCGCAUUGCGUAGAUAUCAGAGUUCAUGCCCAUUGUAUUGAUGAUGUGAAUUGCUUGCUGCGUGCAGGGCUCAUUCAAAUGUUCACACCCAAAUAGGUCGUGUGCACGCGCUUUCUUCGACACGUUGCUGACGUUAACCAACGGCCUAGUGCCCCUCGGCUUCGACCAACCGCCUUCUCGAGUCCUCCGCUCAAACCCCCAAUUCGCAUACCAAACACCCGGCCACGUUGUCACGCAACGGCUUUGUAAACCACACAGAGUGCCUGACCGCUAUACAUAAUGAGCGGAAAAAUGUGGGAAGUGGACCCGGAGACGAGGAGUAAGCUACUCGAGAUACAGAAGCACAACGAGAACAACAAAUGUGUUGACUGCAACGCCCCCAGUCCGCAAUGGGCCUCGCCUAAACUCGGAAUCUUCAUGUGUCUAUCGUGUUCCGGUGUCCAUCGAGGUCUCGGCGUCCACAUCUCCUUCAUACGCAGCAUCACCAUGGACGCUUUCAAGGGCUCUGAGCUCUCGCGUAUGGCCGCUGGCGGCAACAAACCCUUCCAAGAGUUCUUCGAUUCGCACGCAUCCAACGUAAAAGACGGCAAAAAGUUCGACUCUGCGUCAAUACAAGAGCGAUAUGAUUCAGAGGCAGGUGACGAGUGGAAGGAGAGGCUCAGCUGUAAGGUGGAAGGCAGAGAAUUUGACAAAAGCAGCCUGCCAAAAAGAGUAGCUAAGAAAGAUCCUGUGGCUGCGCGGUCGGGUACACCACUUAGUGGGAGGGCAAGCGGUCCUGGAAGCAGGAGUCAGACACCACUUGACAAAACCUUAAGCAACGAUUCUUCGUUCCGAUCCGGCUCACCUGCACUCGGUACCAACGCCAUGUCACAGAAAGCAAAAAAUGAAGCCUACUUCUCCAAGAUGGGACAAGAAAACGCGAACAGAAGAGAAGAUCUAGCGCCUAACCAGGGAGGGAAGUACAGUGGGUUUGGGAGUGAGCCGGAUCACUGGAAGAAAGACGAUGAACCUGGUGCACCUCCCGCUUUGGACGACUUUCAGAAAGACCCAGUCGGCGCUCUGACCAAGUCGUUUGGAUGGUUGGGUGCCAGCGUGAGCAAGGCAGGAAAAACGGGAUACGAGGGAUGGGUGAAGCCAGGGAUGCAAAAGCUUGCCGAAGCAGAUAUCGCGUCCCAAGCGCGUAAUACAGGUACCAUGAUCGGGCAGGGCAUUCAAAGCAGCGCCACGGCUGCUGGGGGAGCCUUGAAUCGCUUCGUCGACCCUACGGCCCCUUCCAACCACCAGUAUCAGUCUGUGCCCCGCGACAAGCAAGACUUUUGGGAUUCAUUUGGCGAGGAUCCCAAGGGCCCGAGUGCCGAUAAAAAGGAUUUCUGGGAUGAGUUUGCGAGUGCUGGCGAGACCAAGCCGCAGACGAUAGGAACCAGCGCGACCAAGAAACCCAGCGGCAUUGGCACUAGUGCGGUUAAGAAGACACCCAAGAAGGAUGACGAUGCUUGGGGCGAGUGGUGA
Messenger RNA from Periconia digitata, 1711 nucleotides. Lineage: Eukaryota; Fungi; Ascomycota; Dothideomycetes; Pleosporales; Periconiaceae. The record is from the annotation of a GenBank genome assembly.